GGUCUUCAAUAAUGAGUAAGGGUACUUCCUCGUUCGGUAAGCGCCACACCAAGUCGCACACCUUGUGCCGUCGUUGCGGUAGACGUUCCUUCCACAACCAAAAGAAGACUUGCGCUCAGUGCGGUUACCCCGCUGCCAAGAUUAGAUCUUUCAACUGGUCCGAGAAGGGUCAGCGUAGAAAGACCACCGGUACCGGUCGCAUGCGUCACUUGAAGGAGGUCCACCGUCGUUUCAAGAACGGUUUCCGUGAGGGUACUCAGGCCGUCAAGCAAGUUAAGCCUGCUGCCUCUGCUUAAAUAUUGCUUUGAACCUCUAAUUCCGUCUUUAUUUUCUUUGAACUUGUUUUGUACAUUGCAUGAAUUUAACAUGGGAUAUCAAUGAAAUAAAAAUAUACAAAGACAAACUUACGGAUUAUGACUAUAU
Phycomyces blakesleeanus NRRL 1555(-) is the source of this 423-nucleotide messenger RNA. RefSeq lists its product as hypothetical. The record is from RefSeq and is a predicted model, not a curated record. NCBI's taxonomy places the organism in Eukaryota, Fungi, Mucoromycota, Mucoromycetes, Mucorales, Phycomycetaceae. Bases 12 to 296 code for a protein of 94 amino acids. The transcript is spliced from 4 exons. Gene Ontology annotation, biological process: translation. Gene Ontology annotation, molecular function: RNA binding; structural constituent of ribosome. Gene Ontology annotation, cellular component: cytosolic large ribosomal subunit; ribosome.